ACUGUGCGUGCGUCAGUGAGAGCGUGUGGAGGAAUGUGCCUAAACUUUUCCCUCUGCACUCUGCGUCUGUGACCGAAAAGUGCCUCAUCUGGACCAUAAACUCGACUAAAGUGGUGCCAACUUGAGCAAGUGCAUCAUGUCUCUGGGGCUGUUCUCGUCUCCGGCGCCGCAGCUCGUGAUGCUCGCCAACGUUGCAGCGGUCACAGCGGAGGUUGGAGGGGCCUCUGUCUCCACGGUGCUGUCCGAGGGAGGCGGGGUCUGCUCAGAAGGGGGCGCAGCUAAAGAGAUGAUGGAACUGAAGACGGUGGGGGAGAACUUCUCUGAUGAUGAGGAUGAGAACAUAAUCAGAUACAGUUAUGAUGACCAGAGCCAGCGGGAGGUGUGCAUUGUGGAGUACCCAGAAUCACCUGCGUUCACCCCCAUUACCGUGGGACAGGGAGAAGAUAUGGACACACAUGAAGCACCAGAGGCACGGGAUCCGACCCCACCCACCAAGCUCCUGACUCCGCCCUCAACUGCAGAGUCUGCCCCAAGUCCAGAGAAGAAGAGCAAGAAGAAACCGUUCCACUGUAAACCAUGCAACUUCCAGGCAAAAACUGAAUCAGAGUUUGUGGAGCAUCUGCAGACUCACGCUGUCAGUAAGAUGAUUGUAGUCAAUAAGGUGGAGGGGCGGAGCCAUAAGGGCAAGGAGGCGGAGGCAUCACACGAGGAACCGGAGAAGACCAAUCAGAGCGCAGCAGGAGGCGAAAUCAAGGGACUGAUUCGCUGUGAGAGAUGUGGAUACAACACAAACAGAUAUGACCAUUAUAUCAGUCAUCUGAAGCACCACAGCAAAGACCAGGACCACAGAGUCUUCAAGUGCACGCUGUGUCCCUACACCACGGUGAGCCAGUAUCACUGGAGGAAGCACCUGAGGAACCACUUCCCUAGCAAACUGCACACCUGCAGCCAGUGCUCCUACUUCAGUGACCGCAAGAGCAACUACAUCCAGCACAUCCGCACGCACACAGGUGUGCGGCCCUUCCAGUGCCCCUACUGUGACUAUUCCAGCUCCCAGAAGACCCACCUGACCCGCCACAUGAGGACGCACUCUGGCGAGCGUCCGUUCAAGUGCGAGACCUGUAACUACCUGGCAGCCAAUCAGCAUGAGGUGACGCGCCACGCCCGCCAGGUGCACAAUGGGCCCAAGCCACUGGCUUGUCCCUACUGUGACUACAAGACUGCUGACCGCAGCAACUUCAAGAAGCACGUGGAGCUGCACCUCAACCCGCGCCAAUUCAACUGCCCACUGUGCAAGUACGCCGCCUCCAAGAAGUGCAACCUCCAGUACCACAUCAAGUCCAGGCACGCCGGCUGUGAUGUGAACCUGGACAUCUCCAAAGUCAAACUGAGGGUGAAGAAGGCCGACUCAGAGAGCAGGGGGGACCGAAGCGCAGAUGAAGAAUCCUACGUGGACCUGGGAGAAGAUCUAGAUGAAGAUGAAGAGCCUGCAAGUCCCAUCAAUCUGUCCAUCAAGAACAAGAAGCCCCAGGAAGAGGCGAAGAAGUCCGGAGACAACGGGAGAGAUGUGGACAAGAAGCUCAAGCAGAAGAAGAUGGAGGAUUUUGUGAAGGCAGUUGAAAGGAUGACGCCCAAAAAGCGUAGCAAGAAAGCAGACAAGGUGCAGGACAAGUCUGAGCAGAAGGAGCAGGAGAGAGCUAAAAUGGAGGAAGGUAAAGGUGCGCAGAAGAAGGACAAGAAGGAGGAGGAGAGAGCCAAAAUGGAGGACGGCAAAGGUGCACUGAAGAAGGACAAAAAGGAGGAGGAGAGAGCCAAAAUGGAGGAUGGCAAAGGUGCACUGAAGAAGGACAAAAAGGAGGAGGAGGAGAAAGCUAAAAUGGAGGAUGGUAAAGGUGUGCCAAAGAAGGACAAGAAGAAGGAGGAGGAGAGAGCUAAAAUGGAGGAUGGUAAAGGUGUGCCGAAGAAGGACAAGAAGAAGGAGGAGGAGAGAGCCAAAAUGGAGGAUGGUAAAAGUGCAGUGAAAAUGGACAAGAAGGCAAACAAAAUGGCAAAUAUAAAAGUGGUCAAGAAAGCCAAGACAUCUAAACGGAAGGCAGCGGAGGUGUUGGACCUGUCGCAGAAAGUGGAGAGUCCUGCCAAAAUAAAGAAGGUCAGAGAAGCAGAAGAGAAACCCAAGAGGAAGAAGAGUAAAAAAGGAGGGGAUAAUCCAACCGAGCAGGGUCAGGAGGUCCAAAAGGAAGUCAAGGGAUCCUCAGCGGUCAAUGGGCAUCUUCUAGAAAGCCGUAUCAUAAUAGGUGAUCAGGAAGCAGCUCCAGAGGUGGUCCAAAAUAUGCCAGAGAAGAUGGAGGUUGUGUCUGAAGAGUUGUCAAAGGAAGUGAGUAAAUCUGACACUACUGUGCUGUCUGAAAAUGUGUGCCAGAGCUUACCGGAGAAGACUACAGAGGAGGUGGCGGGUCUAAUGGAACAAUCCAACAAGAAAAUACAAGAAAAUGGAGAGAAGAUAGAUCUAGAGAUUGUGAACAAAUCUCAAAAGAAAGGGGAGAAGAGUCCAAAGAAAUCCACCAAAAAGAAGGGAGUUUUGGUGGAGGAUGUGGCUAGUAAACUGGCUCUGAAUAAGGAGUCUGAGAUGGUGCUGAACUGUGAAAAAGCUGCCCAGGCUGAGGUGGAACCAGUGGAGAAGCCCACUCAGACUGUGUCCGAGUUGGACACGGAACCCACCACCUCAGAAGAGUGUUCUCCAAGGUCUGAGAAGGUCCAGUCUCCUCCACAAACUCCGUCUCCUUCCAGAGAGGUGUUUGUGAAGCCAUCAGGCCGCCCUCCUCUGUUCCUCCAGCGGCAGGCGUCCAGUAGCAGCAGCAGCUCCACCAAACCUGUGGAGAGCGAGGAGGACGAGGGCAUCCACGAGGGGCUCCACGAGGGGGCCAGCGACGCAUCUGACAGCGCCUCCGAGUGCAGUGACGACUCGGGGCUCAAGAUGCUCACUCCCACGGAUGACAUGCCCACGCCCACCGAGCUCAAGGCCCACCUCUGCAUCUUCUGUGACCGCACCUUCCCCUUUAAGAGUGACUACCAGCGCCACCUCAACCGCCAUCUGGUCAAUGUCUACUACAUGGACCACAGCAAGGCCAACAAGUGAACCUACCCUUUAAGAGCACCUACCCACAUCAGCUCAACCGCCGCCUAGGCAACAUCUACUACAUGGACCAUAGCAAGGUCCCUUUGAGAGCGACUAUAGUAAGACUGGCAAUUGGCCUGGUCCUUUAAGAGCAACGACCACAAUACCAAUAAGUGACCUACCCCUUUAAGAGCAUUACAGUAAGGCCAGCAAGUGACCUGCCCCUUUAACAGCCAAUACAGUUGACAAGUUAAUAUGUAACCUUCCCCUUUAAAAGCAACUAUAGUGAGGCCAAAUACUUAAAUAAUUGCUUUUCAAUUUUUGAAUAUAUGGUUUUGAAGUCAGUAUCAAAGUGCAUUCUUUUUGCUCUCCUGCCAUAUCAUUGUACUAUAGCGUAAUUAUGGGGAUGUCGAUGUGACAACCACUCUGCCACUGUGCUGGACCUGAUGUCACGUAUCAAUAUAUCAAUUCUUCUGUAAACGGUAAAAUGGAGUGCUCUAAACAUGAAGCCAAUAUUUUUUUGUAAGAUAACAAUACAACUUUGAAGUAGACUUUUAGACUGUGCCUUUUUGGGGUCAAAUCUGUAAUGGUGGUGAGUUAUUCAGUGUGUUUGUUUUUUUUUCACAUGAGAUUAGAUUACACCUGUCUGUAAACAAUGAAGCUCUGCCAUGUUUUUAAGCACUAACCAGGUGUGAAUAUCAAAUUACUACUUUUGCACAUCUAUUUUGAAAGCCGUUUUGACGCCAAGCAUCAGACUGUCGAGAGAAAUACAUGGUUUCAUCUUUUUGAAAAUAUGAUACAGAAUUUGGGGUUUUGUAAAAAUAAAUGAAUGCUUAUCUUUCAGAACUGUCAUAUUCUAUACCACUUCUUGUCUCCAGCAUUAUGAAGUCCUGAACUUUGAACUUACUGUAGUUAACCCCGCUACAGGCCCAUAGCAGCUGGGACACCUCUCUUCUGAUGCUUGGAUUCUGUAAAUAAAAUGUAAAGUUUGUUUAAGUUUAGGUUAGCCACAUUUUGACAACUACGUGUGUAGUCUCUGUAAAGAAUAAUGUUUUUUUGUGCAUUUGUGAAAAUUCUGUCCAGUUUUUAACCGAAAGUGCCUUUUGACUAUCACUUUUUUGGCAGCUUUGUCGAGCUGUUGAAUCCGAGUUUGUUUUACUGUAAAUAGGUUGUGUUUUGUACUCCACACCAAAGACACACAUUAAA
This is a messenger RNA of Periophthalmus magnuspinnatus, 4321 nucleotides long. RefSeq names its product RE1-silencing transcription factor (gene rest). Gene Ontology annotation, biological process: regulation of gene expression. Gene Ontology annotation, cellular component: nucleus. Bases 137 to 3136 code for a protein of 999 amino acids. NCBI's taxonomy places the organism in Eukaryota, Metazoa, Chordata, Actinopteri, Gobiiformes, Gobiidae. The record is from RefSeq and is a predicted model, not a curated record. The transcript is spliced from 7 exons.